GUUUCAGAAAUCCGAGGUUCGGAGGAAGAGGUGAGUUAGUUUUUCCCAAAGAUCCGUUGGAGAAGUCAGGGCAGCGUGUUGACGGGUGCUUGCUUGAGGAUAGUGUGGUUGCAAGAAACUGUGAAAGUAUAACUAGCUUCUGGAUUCCAUUGUUUUGGGCAUCUUGAAAGAUAAAUAACCCAGAAAAUAAAAAUCAAGAGGCUGUUUCAAACCGAUCAAACUUAGAUACUUGGCAUUGAAGAAUAGAUUAUUUUAGCAACUUCUCUGACUCAUCCUUGUGUCACUGGAAUUCUUCCCCGUAAGAGUUGGAAGCAGACCAACACCUGUUGUUCCGCUACAAUGAUGCAGUGGUUAAAUAGAUCUCCGUACAAAACCCUCUCUAUCGCACCAGAUGCUGAAUGGAGUCGUCACCAAAUCACGAUUUAAUUCGCAGAUCUUAAGUUCUUUGCACACCAAGAAGCAAACAACAAGCAACGAAGCAUCUAGUAAACAGAAGUCAUUAUACGAUGGAAUAAUGUAAUCCUUCAGAACUAAAUUACAGACAAAUUACUUAGCUAAAGUUUUAUGACACCAACAUGAAAGAAUCUCAAUUGUAACGAAGUUGGCAGUUGCAUUUCUUCAUCUUUUUACAUAACAGUUCAAACAUUUCGUAUACAAUGGUGUGGUUAAAUUGCUUCUUUUCAGUCAGCUGAGUGGAAUAAAUCAAAAGACGUUAGAAUUUAUUAAUAUAUUCUCUCUCCGAAGUGUGCAAUUUACCACCAACCACCAUGUCUGGCCCUUGGUUUCGUAUGGACCAACUUUUGAAAUGUUCGGUGUGUUCGGACAGGUUUCGGAAUCCGAAACUUUUGCCUUGUAACCACACAUUCUGUGCAGAGCCCUGCCUUUCGAGAUGCAUCGAAAAGGGCAAAGGAUCAGUGAAAUGUCCGGAAUGUUCCUCUGAGCAUCGACUUCCCAUCAAAGGUGGCGUCCAGGGAUUUCCGCACAAUGUGACCUUAGGUCGUUUCCUGGAACUCCGUCAACAGGUCAGUGGGGUUGAACCCGAUCUUCCGGCUUCCAUGCAGAGGUGUAAUACUUGUAAAGAGAAAGGCCAGUUGGAGAUGUGUGCUCACUGCAAUCGCAAAGUUUGUAAAGAGUGUAAAGCAGCUCAUGUGAAAAUUCUACGAAAAGAAAUCGCCCUCAUCAAUGAGCAAGUAAGGGAAGGCCUUCAGCAACUCAGCAAAUCCCUUCAUGAUACUGAGGAAAAUGCUGAUAAACUACAGAAGAACUAUAGCCAGGUGAAGGAUGAAAUUGAAGAAGUUAUACGACGCUAUACAAGAGAUUUGUUAAGCACAGAAGCAAAAUUAAAACAUCACCUAGAUGUGUAUCUUAAAACAGAACUCAGGAGUAUGAAAAAACUGGAGCACGAUCUUCAGAUCGAACUGAAUAAUGUCAACAGCAACUGUGAUUUAGUAGAUAAAUAUGUUAAUAAUGGAGUAGACUGGACUGACGCAGAACUAACUGACUACAAAGAAAUAUUCAUGAAAACUUUGGACUUCUUAAGAGCUUUUGACUCUGACCCAACGGAUUGCGUCCGAAAGGUCAAAUUUCAUCCCCGCUCAGAUCCAGAUGUUAUUCACAAGACCCUUAUAGACUUUGCUGAAGUAAAAUUGAAUGAUGAAGUUAUACACAAUCCCGUUCCCAAUGGGGAAACCCAAAAUGGUGGUAUGUACAAUAGUUCCACAAAUGUGAAUGGCCCUACUGUAACUCUAACACCACCCCAAGGCAGCGCCUUGUCGAGGAGUCAAAGUGACCACAAAUUGUGCAAUCAAAGACAAUCUCAAAAACGAAAAGACAAGAAUGAGGAAAUUGAGCCUUUGUCGAGGAGAUUUAGGGACAGAUUUGUCAAGGACAAAGAAAGUUCCGAGAGAGAUAAUUCCAACAAUCGAGAUCACUCUCCUUCCUCUUGGAGGAGAGAGCUGGAUGAUGUCAGAAGCAGUCAAAAGAUACGUUUUGCGUCCAGAGAAGCUAUUGAUGAAAUCGGAGACUACGAAGUGGAAAAUACGUCUUCCAGGAAUCAUCAGUCACUCUCUCCGGUGAGAGAUGGGGUCAGUGAGACGGAGGAUGCCACAAAGGGACCUCUAAGUGGGGUCAUCAAGAUACUGGACAGUCCCCACGUGAUGGAAAGGUUGCACCAUAGUGAAGUGAAGCAGAAGAAACAGAGGGAGGAAGAGGAAAGGAAGGCUAAAAUGCCGAAACCUGCUCCUCCUCCUGUUUCGAGGCCCAUGACGAGACAAUUGAGCGAAGACGAAAUCGAAAAACAGAAGAAAGCAAAUAAAGCAGCUGCUGCUGCCUCUGCAGCGACGAACACAGCAUCCAAUACUGCAACAGCUAAGGCUACUUCAGGAACAGAAACUUCAACUAAAACUUCAAAGCCGUCCAUUCUGAAAAAAGAUGACGAACCUACAAGCCGUUCCUAUAGUUCAAGGUACGGUUCAACUCGGUCAUCUGUCGAUGAUACUAGUACACCAAAGCCAAGAAACAGAACUUCCAUUGAAGAACCUGCUGGUAGGCAAAGCCCAAGAGAAGAAACGCAAACACCCCCGCCAAGAAUCAGAAGCUGGAGAACCACUAGUAGUGCUGCUACUGAACGAGAUGUUUCUUUGAGUCCUCCUAGUUCACCAACCAGGAAUAGAGAUACCCAAAAACCACCUGUUUCUCCUAGGCCUCCCCCAAGCAGCAACAGACCUGCGGGUCGCUCGUACUUAACAAAAAAUUCCUCUUUGGAUCGAGAGGACUCUCCCACCGAAACCACCAAAUCUCCUUCUUUGAUGCAACGCCGUUCGAAUCUAAGUUCUGCCGGCCGUCCUAGUGCUUUGGACAGAAAGGACGACCGGCCAAGCCUGCGCCUCGCCAUAAGGCCAGAUCACAAUUCUCCGCCCAUCAGUGAUAGUAGCUCUAGUUCUGACAGUGAAAGUGACGAGGUGGACAGUGAAACCGCUGUGAAUAGAGGUGACAUAAGUCCGUCUGUCAACACGCUUCUUGCACGAAGUGCUCAGGCCAGGAAGCAGAGUGCCUCGACUCAGGCUAGGCUCUUAGGUCGACCUGACGACAAACUUCCAAGGCCAGGCACCAGAUCAUGGCGAGAUAAUAUUCGAAAAGAUGACGAACCUUCCAGGGAUAAAGAUAGUAUCUCAUCGUCAAGGCGUAAAACAGCCACUGUGGCCGAACCAGAAGGGCGCGUUUCACCAUACAGUCGAUUUCUCGAACGUCGGCGUUCCAGUGUCAAUUCUGGUGCACAAACAAGAGAUAAGAGUCCCGAGGAUAACAGCUACGCUGCCAGGAAGAAUCGCAUUGCUAGAAGCAAAAGUUCCCAUGAUUUGUAUCCAGCUGAUGACAGCCCCGAGGAUGAUGUCUUGACAGCCAUCAGAAAUAGGUAUCGAGCCCGAAGAAACAGGGAGGCCAGCCCUGAGGAAACGCCCCCACAUUCAUGGUCUCAGUACAUGAAGAACAAGUAUGGGUCUGGUCUGGUACGGAGUAGGACCUCAGCAUCUCUUGCCGUUCCAAAAAGCGACAGUGAGAACAGUUCUGAUGAAGAUACUCCACCACGAAGGCGUGAGUAUGGCAGGAGAGGAGACAGCAGCUCGCCACGUGGGUUCAGUCUCCCACGAAGGACUUACAUGCAGAAAGGAAAGUCUUGCAUUAAAUUCGGUUCGAGAGGAGCUGAUGUGGGACAGUUUACGUGGCCAAGAGGGGUUACUGUUGGAACUGAUAAUACUAUUGUUGUGGCAGAUAGCAAUAAUCAUAGAGUGCAGGUAUUCACGUCGAACGGGAAGUUCAUUCAGCAGUUCGGAUCUUACGGCAGCAGUGAAGGUGAAUUUGAUUGCCUGGCUGGUGUGACUGUUAACAGAAUUGGGCAGUUUAUAGUGUCCGAUCGCUACAAUCAUAGGCUACAGGUGUUCGAUCCGAACGGACGAUUCAUAAGAGCAUUCGGAUGUGAAGGCAGAAUGGAUGGGAAGUUUAGUUACCCUUGGGGAGUAGCAACAGAUAACCUGGGAUUCAUCUACGUAUGUGAUAAAGAGAAUCAUCGAAUACAGGUGUUCCAGGGAGACGGGACGUUCGUCACAAAAUUCGGAGGCAUCGGGCAACGCCCUGGAGAGCUGGAGCAUCCCCACUACGUGGCCGUCAGUACAACAAACCGAGUGAUCGUGAGCGACAGCAACAAUCACCGCAUCCAGAUCUUUGACGUGAACGGCCGCUUGCUGUCCACUUUCGGCACCGAGGGGUCAGAAGAAGGCCAGUUCAAGUACCCACGAGGUGUAGCUGUGGACGACCAGGGGUAUCUGAUCGUCGGAGACAGCGGAAACAACAGAAUACAGAUAUUCCAUCCCGACGGGACGUUCCUGAAAGCAUUCGGCACAUGGGGUUCUGGAGACGGCGAGUUCAAAGGCUUAGAAGGGGUAGCAGUGUCUCCGACGGGACAGAUACUGGCUUGCGACCGCGAAAACCAUCGCAUUCAAGUCUUCUAAAACUCAUCAGCGAAGCCUCCAAGCUUGCAAGCGAGCGUUAAAAUGCGAGUUUACAUGUCCAUACUUCCAAGCUGUAAUGAAUCCUUUGAAGUGUUUAAUCUCUUCUUCCUCUUCUUCAAUUCCCGUGUUUUGUUUUGGCUUUGCUUGCACUGUAUAGCUUUGAAGAGCAAAUUUGUACAAUGGACACAGCCCGAAAUUUUAAUUUAAGACCUGAUCCAGUUUUACACAUUGUAUCAUUUUUUUGUAACUUAUGCUAGAACUAAUAAAAAUGUAUUCUCUUCAAA
Molecule: messenger RNA, 4789 nt
Organism: Argiope bruennichi
Lineage: Eukaryota; Metazoa; Arthropoda; Arachnida; Araneae; Araneidae
Product: RING finger protein nhl-1-like
Exons: 11
Coding region: 768-4505 (1245 amino acids)
Biological process (GO): proteasome-mediated ubiquitin-dependent protein catabolic process; negative regulation of translation; protein polyubiquitination
Molecular function (GO): ubiquitin protein ligase activity; zinc ion binding; translation repressor activity
Source: RefSeq, a predicted model, not a curated record